AUGGCGGGUCCUAUAAGACAUUUAUCCACUUACCACCACGAACCUGAGCCCAACGCGAAUACGUUAAUAACAGAGAUCAACGUGCAACUCGCACUAUUCAGAGAUCUACUGAUUCACAUCGGACAACCCCACGACAGUCCUGAACUCCGGGAACGCGUACGCCGCUUACGCCGCACCUGCGUGGAAGCCACCAAACAAACCAGUCAACUAGUUCUACCGGCCUGUAAGAAGUCAACAAGCGAAGGCUGCGCAGAUCAGCCGCAGUUGGUGCUUUUAUAUUUCAUGUCACAACUACUUCUUCGAGAACUCGCCAAGUGCCACCGCCUCGUGCAACUCGUACCGAUGGACAUGACUUCAUACUAUGAAAACCGCGCGGGUCCAUCAAAUUUCGGCAACGUCAUCAGCCAAAUAUUACUGUGCAAGCAAAUUACUCCGGAUUUCAACCAAGAAGAGUUAUGCAGCAUCGCCAAAGACACGCAAGAUAUAACGAGGAUCGUCAGUGAGAUCCAAGAAUACCUGCCACAGCACGAAAAUCUAAAUCACUUAGAAACCAACGUUGCACUUAAAGGUGACGACGUUAACGGCUUAUGGCGAAACAAACGACGAGGAUCUCUCUACAAAGGCAUGGGCGUGCUUUGUUGUAUGUCGCGUCCAAACUACCUC
This is a messenger RNA of Brenthis ino (lesser marbled fritillary), 663 nucleotides long. The record is from the annotation of a GenBank genome assembly. NCBI's taxonomy places the organism in Eukaryota, Metazoa, Arthropoda, Insecta, Lepidoptera, Nymphalidae.